Molecule: messenger RNA, 411 nt
Organism: Penicillium lagena
Lineage: Eukaryota; Fungi; Ascomycota; Eurotiomycetes; Eurotiales; Aspergillaceae
Product: RPEL repeat-containing protein
Exons: 3
Coding region: 1-411 (136 amino acids)
Source: RefSeq, a predicted model, not a curated record
AUGUCCAACAUCGACCACACCCCUCUCACCGCCGCCUCCCCGGAGCGCCGGAACUCGCUCGAGAAGCACUUACAGACCCGUCCGGACAAGCAGGACCUCAAGGACCGCCAUAUCCUGCUCGACACGGAAGUCGCACCAUCGCUCCAAGCCACACGCCAGGACUUGGACCGCCAACGCGUCACGGACAGUCUGAAGCGGAAUCUGGAGAAGCGACCGGAACGCGAGGAGCUGAUCGAGCGAAACAUCCUCCCCGCGUCUACCGCCGCGCCUGGCCUGCAAGCCAACGCCCGCGAGCUCGAGAAGAACAUGCUCGCCGAUAGUCUCGAGCACAAGAUUCAGAACCGCCCACAGCCCGAAGAUCUGAUUUCCCAAGGGAUCCUAUCGGAGGAAGAGGACCCGCGCUCGGCUUAA